AUGACAUCUAUUUUUGGGAUCACACAUGAGUUGAAUUUGGCUUUACAAAAGAGUGAUCAGGAUAUUGUGAAUGCUAUGACUUUGGUUGAUGUGACUAAGAGGAAUUUGCAAAAGCUUAGAGAUGGUGGAUGGGAUGCUCAUAUGACUAAAGUAUCUUCCUUUUUGGCAAAACAUGACAUUCAGAUUCUGAACAUGGAGGGAAUGUAUGUUGCACCGGGGAGAAGAAUGUUUCGUGGUAAUGCUUCACAAGUGACAAAUCUUCAUCAUUUUCGGGUUGAGGUUUUUCUAAGUGUUAUUGAUCAACAAUUGCAAGAAAUUGAAAAUCGAUUUAGUGAGAAAAGUAAGGAAUUACUUAUUUGCAUGUCUUGCUUUAAUCCUUCUAAUCGAUUUGCAUCAUAUGAUAAAGAAAAAUUGCUAAGGCUUGCUGAGUUUUAUCCAAAUGAAUUUUCAAAUGCUGAAAUGUUCUUUUUUGAACAUUCAUUGGAUAACUUCAUGGAAGAUGUUCGAAAUGAUGAGAGGUUUUGGGAUGUGAAGACUCUCAAUGAGCUUUCUAUAAAGCUUGUUGAAACAAAAAAAAACAUGAAACUCAUUCAAAAGUUUAUUUGCUUUUGA
Messenger RNA from Beta vulgaris subsp. vulgaris (sugar beet), 612 nucleotides. RefSeq lists its product as uncharacterized. The transcript has a single exon. The record is from RefSeq and is a predicted model, not a curated record. The coding region runs from base 1 to 612 and encodes 203 amino acids. Lineage: Eukaryota; Viridiplantae; Streptophyta; Magnoliopsida; Caryophyllales; Amaranthaceae.